CGGAGGAUAUUCCAGCAGGAUCGCUGCUACAGGUAGAAUGUUCGUGACUAUGUUUGGAUAUCCAUCUAACUGCGAGAACAUGGGCAACUCUUAUCCCUGCACACUUUCAUUUGCCUGUUGGUUAGUGGGUGGUUCCAGUCAACCAGGCUGCGGUGCUAGCUCUUGGAUUAUAUCCUGUUGCGUCGUGACCAAGAAAAAGGCGUUGGCUGAGUUUCAGGACACUGGAGAUGACUUUCAGACAUUAGAAUCAAGGGAAGACGCUAUACCACUUUUACAGAAAAGGGCUGACGACUACGACGAUAGAGACAGCGAACAGUGUGGCGUCACUGCUGACAGAGCUUUUUCUAAAAGAAUCAUUGGCGGAAAGAAAGCUUUAUUUGGGCAAUAUCCAUGGCAAGCGUACAUAAAAAUUGCUACGUAUCAGUGUGGUGGAGUACUAGUGUCACGAAGAUUCGUAGCUACAGCAGCGCACUGUAUAAUAAACGCCAGAUUGAAGGAAAUUCUAGUUUACCUUGGAGAGUUAGAUACUCAAGACACAGGUGACGUAGAGGAACUAGCUCCAGCAGAACUUCACAGGGUAAAGAAAAGAAUAAUCCAUCCGAAAUUUCGCUACAGGUCUACGCAACCUGACCUGUACGAUCUGUCACUACUCGAGCUUCUAACGGAAGCUGGUAGGGCGUUCCACAUAAUCCCAAUAUGCCUGCCACAUUACACUAUUGACUUAGCUGGAAGAAGUGGAGUCGUUGCUGGUUGGGGAAAGGUGCAGCCAUCGAAUGAACUCAUAGGAACAAACGUUCUAAGAAGUGCUUCGGUUCCUUUACUAGAUAUCCACGAGUGCAUGAAAUGGCACACUCUGAAAAAGAUAUCGGUGGACCUUCGCGAAGACAUGGUCUGCGCAGGCCACCCUGAUGGAAAGUACGACGCCUGCCUCGGGGACUCAGGGGGUCCCCUAGUGGUACUUGAAAAUGGCCGAUGGACCCUCGUGGGCAUCACCAGUGCCGGGUUUGGAUGCGGAGAGCCACAUCAACCUGGUAUUUAUCAUCGCGUUCCUAUGACGGCUGAUUGGAUCAGGGCUGUGAUAAGCGGGAGAGGUUUUCAGGUUUGACUGAUAGAUUUUGAGGUAAAUGCAUUCAAAAGGUCUACAGUUUCGGAUGAUUAACCGCUGAUAAUAUUUUGGUGUGCUUGUUGUAAUAAACGUCUGACGUGUGGUCAAACUUUGCAGCGGAAAAAUGGGUUUUAGUCAGUCUAUGUUAAAAUAGGCACACACGUGCUGUUUUUCCUCAAGUCAAAACUGUGCAGUCAAGGCCUUGAGGAUUUCCUUCAAAUGCGGUGCCCCAUACACGGACUGAGAUUAUGCGUCAGUUAGUGACAAUCUACCGACAAUGAUGCUUUGGCGGUAAUUGGUUGGCUUAUGGUGAAAAAGCGAGCUAAAACUGGUAAAAUAAAGCAGCAGAGAAGUGUCUGGGCGAAGGAAUAGCUAAUAAAGAGAAGCCUGCUUUGGCGAAAAAUCGCCACGCCUGGCAACCCUGAGCGAUACUACCACACACGGCGAGUUUGGUCUGUUCAGGCCGGCCUGCGAAGUAAUCCCCAAUGGUUUUCCGAAUAAGAUUUUAUGGACUGUACAGUCCCCCGGCAACCUCAAGGUUUUCAUAUCACACCUUGAGGGAAACCUCAAGACCUGGACUGCGCAGUGCAAAUCUUGAGGAAAAACUAUAUGUGUGUACCUACCUUUACUUAUAAGCGUUUAAUUUGCAUUUUUUUGAUCAGAUUGCGACUAGAAUUUGACACAAAAAGGGUUUAAGUCGAAUCGCAGGACUGAUAAAUUAGAAUUUGAGUUAUCGCACAAAUAAUCUUAGAAUGAUUGGUUAGAAAUAUUUUUGUUAGAUACUGAAGCUGUGCAUCGAUUUUUUUGGCAGAGCUAUACAGUAUGCAACUGGCUGCCAGAAUCAUCGCAGAAUGACGAUUGAUGCACAGGACUGUAAGCACUUUUUCAGAUAGUCA
This is a messenger RNA of Acanthoscelides obtectus, 2001 nucleotides long. NCBI's taxonomy places the organism in Eukaryota, Metazoa, Arthropoda, Insecta, Coleoptera, Chrysomelidae. The record is from the annotation of a GenBank genome assembly.